AUGGCGCCGGUCGCUGGAUCAUCCCACUCAUGGCAGCCUGAGAGGGUCGCCUGCUCCAGUGUGGCAUUCCUGAUAUGUGCCGUCACUGGCAUGGCUUGCCGGCUUGAUGCACCGGCCAACGAUGUCAUCGAGCAACGAGGAUGGUAUCUGUGUUCGCCGCAGCCCUCGAGCGCUGGCGUUGAAAAUCGCUCCAAUACAAUAUCCAAGAUGCCUGGUGCAUCGACAACCGGGUCCUUUGGAGCAGCCGGAUCGAAUCGUGUUCCCCUUGUCAUUGCAUUCGCUGUACUCCAAGUGCUCGGUGGCAUCGGCAUGCUUUCCGUCCUGUUCACGAUGCUUUUUUCACGACAAGUACAUCGACAGACAACUUGGGUCAACUUCUGCCUGUCGUGGAUUAUCUAUGCCUUCUCAUAUAUAUUACUCGUGCUUUUCAAUGGCGAGUUCGGAAAAGAGCCAAACCGGGCUCUCUGCGCAACGCAAGCAGCUCUCAUUUAUGGCGCUCCAGUCGUGUUUGUGUUGGAUACCGCGGGAGCCGAGUUCAUUUACUUACGAUGCAUGCGAUAG
Messenger RNA from Gloeophyllum trabeum ATCC 11539, 561 nucleotides. RefSeq lists its product as uncharacterized. Lineage: Eukaryota; Fungi; Basidiomycota; Agaricomycetes; Gloeophyllales; Gloeophyllaceae. The transcript has 5 exons. The coding region runs from base 1 to 561 and encodes 186 amino acids. The record is from RefSeq and is a predicted model, not a curated record.